Leptinotarsa decemlineata (Colorado potato beetle) is the source of this 1202-nucleotide messenger RNA. RefSeq lists its product as uncharacterized. The record is from RefSeq and is a predicted model, not a curated record. NCBI's taxonomy places the organism in Eukaryota, Metazoa, Arthropoda, Insecta, Coleoptera, Chrysomelidae. Gene Ontology annotation, cellular component: membrane.
GGUCCAUUUGACAUACUUGCGGUAUGGUGUGUGCGGAUCAUAUAAAAAGUUAGUCUUUGGUAGGACAUCCCAUUCGAUUCGCAACUUCGGGCAUGUUUCUUCUGUUUUGAAGAAGCAUUGAAAAAAAUUAAAAGUACCUUCAAUUGUUUCUUCAAAGUUGGUGAAAAUUAUUGUGACAAUGGACUUCAAAGUGUUCUGUGUUGUGUUUGCUGGCUGUUUUUUGUUCGAGUUGAUCCAUGCUGGACCCAUGGUCGAUGAUAAAAAAGGACACAUCAAUUCGGUGAAUUCUGAAAACCCGACAAUUGAAGAGUCCUUACUCAAAAAGCUCAAUUCGAAAUGCUCCAACCAAGAUAUCAGUUCUUGUAUGAUGUUGAAACUUGUCACUUACUUCAACAAGUUGAUGAAAAAAGUGAAUAUCGAUUUAGGGGAAGUUGAAAUCACCCAAACUUCAACUGAACCCAUCAAAGUGGAGAAUUCUAGAAGUAUAAAUGACAUCGAAAAAAUGUCCGAAGAAGAACAACUGACUGAAGUUUUAACCGAAAAAGCAUAUGAUUUCGUCAAGACAAGAUCAUUGAAAUGGAGAGUUGUAGAUGGAGCUGAAGUCGUAUUGUCAGGUGGUUCCAACAAGGACGGUGGACUGAACAUUGGCUUGUCUCUCAGACCUACCAAAGACGGAGUUGAAGAGGGCCGCAAGAAAAAGAAUAAGGGAGGCGACGGCAUGAAUGCAAUUAUUGCUGCUGUUGUGAUGAAAGUCGCUUUAUUGAAAGCUCUUGCAUUCAAGGCAUUGGUUUUGCUGGUAGGAAAGGCACUGCUCGUGAGCAAGUUGGCUCUUGUCUUAGCAGUCGUCAUUGGUCUCAAGAAACUUCUCAGUUCCGAGAAACACGUGACAUACGAAGUUGUAGCCCACCCUCAUCAUGAUCACCAUGAACAUAUUGAUCAUGGCCAUUCUGGAGGUGGAUAUGACGCCCAUGGAGGCAGUGGUUGGGGCAGAAAUUUUGAUGCUCAAGCAGCUCAAAAUUUGGCGUACAGCGCCCAAAUACCGGCAAAUUGAUUCCAGUUGAUUUUAUGUGAUUUUAUUUCAACUUACACGCACCAUAUUGGUGCUGACCAUUCGUUUUAAGUAAUUUAUUACACUAAUUUAUUGAAUUUGCGUUAUGUUGUUUCUGUUGUUCCAAUAAAAAAAUACUCAUUGUUGUUACAUA